Molecule: messenger RNA, 1658 nt
Organism: Rhopilema esculentum
Lineage: Eukaryota; Metazoa; Cnidaria; Scyphozoa; Rhizostomeae; Rhizostomatidae
Source: RefSeq, a predicted model, not a curated record
AUUCCGGGCCCGUUGUGGCGUUGCUUCCAGGAAAUGUGGUCCCAGGUUGUCUGAGACUGCUGCUGAAAAAUUAAAGAACCGGUACGUGUUGAUGAGAAGCGGAACUCGCGACGCAGAGAGGGAAUCAAACAAGAGAAGUAGCAUUCCAAUUACUGUCCGACAACUUGAAGCAAUUAUCAGGAUAUCAGAGUCACUUGCCAAGAUGCAGCUACUUCCAUUUGCAACUGACGCACACGUUGAUGAGGCACUGAGACUGUUCCAAGUAUCAACACUUGAGGCUGCCAGAUCGGGAAGCCUCUCCGGUGCUGAAGGACUCACUCCUGAAGAGGACGUCGAAGAAGUAAGGAGGAUCGAGCAACAGCUUAAAAGGCGUUUUGCUAUUGGCUCACAGGUGUCUGAGCAGCGUAUCAUUCAAGAUUUUGUUCGUCAGAAACACUCAGAAAGGGCGGUCCAGAUGGUGAUUCAUGUUAUGCUGCGGAGGGGUGAACUAGAGCAUCGUUUUCAACGUAAAGUCUUGUACAGGGUACGAUAAAACUUCAUCUUUUGAAGAUAUUCCCAACGAAUUUGUGUUUGGGCCUUUCUAAAAAGCAGCCGAUACAGGAAAACUGUUGUAGUAUUAAGCAGAAAUUAACACAGUUGUUCAAUCUAAUAAGAUAAUUAUUAAGAUACAAUUAAUUGGAAUUCUUCCACCUGCUGUUGAUUUUUUAAUGUAUCUCCCUGGCACCAUUGAAAUCGGUUUCUAUUUUCUUUUGAUGUAAAAGCUAUUGAGCAUUUUAGGCCUAGGUAAGAGGUCAUGUUCCUGCCAGGUCGAAUUAAAUUAAUGGUUAAAAAGUGGUCAAAUUUGACGCAAAUGCGGUAAAAUUCGACUCUGGAUUUAAAGGUCGAAUUUGAAGAGGCACCAACGCAAAAAUUUGACCCCUGAAAAUUGCAAAAAGUUCUGGAAGUGGGGACAAAAGUUCUCCCAAAAGGUUGAUUUACAUGCUUUGUAUCACAUACAUGUUGCGAAAAACAAGCGAGAGAAACUAGUACGAUUAUAUUUUUGGUAACCUAGCCCUCGGUUGACAGGGAUUUUUCGGCACAAGGCAAGCUUCUGCCUAGAAGUAAUCGUUCAAAAUUGAUUUGUUUUCAAUUUUCAGCGAGCGUGACGAUCGAUAAUCACACGAUCGCUCAAAUCCACCGGUAUCGGCCUCCAGACGACCCGCAUUUGCAGGCAGUUUCUCCCCUAAUUUAGACCCCCUUUCUGUAUUCCAGAAACAUUGAGGAUUUUUGUGAUAGUCUCCGUUGUUCAUAUAACACACUAGAACGGCGAAAAUAUUUUUUGGCGAUGCCAAUUUUUUUCCGCUGAUGCUUGAUUACGUCGCAUCAAAUUUAAAAGUGGUGCCAAAUAUCUGUACGCUUGCGCUACAUUUCUGGUGUUUUGGCGGGCUUUUUCCAAAUUUAUUGAAACUGCGAUCAAGUUUAUGACGGUUCUUGUGAAUUUUUAUGGCGAGAAAAGGUUGUAACUAACAUCGGUUUUGAAAAAGAAUGCCGGCCCUGUCCACACGUAUCUGGAAAUUCGUGAAAACGCAAACGCAAAUUUUUUUUUCUACGAAUACUUCCUGCGUCCACACGUAUGCAGCGUAUUUUAUGGCCGUAUCCGGAAAUUUUUGGAAACGGUC